ACGGAGUAAAAAAAAACGGGAGCCCUUAGACAACGAUUGGCACCGACCGACGACCGCCGGGAAGGAUUCAGUUUAGUAGUAGCCGUAGCAAGCAGUCAGAAGCAUCUCUAAACCGCCAGAAGCGCUCUCGUUCGUUCGUUCGUUCGCUCGUGUUGUAAUUCACAUAAACCGGGAAUUUGUUUUUUGGUGUCUCCGCAGAUUAGCGAAACCGAUUUUCCGGUCCAAGUUUUGGAAGGCUUAAAGCAGCGGCGAGCUAACGAGGAGUCCUCACGUGUGUACGGUGUGCGAAAUUCUCCCUAGAAUAGUGCGUGCGUGUGGUUGGUUAUUCGCAUUGGGCUUUAACCGAAUCGGAAUUGUGAGGUCACCUGUCUCUGUGAGAACCAAACGAAGGCUAAUUUGGCUAUUUGGAGUCCAGCAGCCGUUUAUUGCCGGGAGUUCCGUGUUUACUACUAGCCAGCGUUCGAGACUGACGACACCAGCUUAGUUUUGUAGUUUGGUAGUUGCAUCACAUAUAAAACAGAACAUUUGACACUUUUGAAACACUCAAAAAAAAAAAAAAAAUAUCCACUGCACACUAUUCCUGUCACCUAACACAGAACUUACAAAAACAGCACACCAAUUCACCAACAAGCCAAGAACACCACAGAUCGAUUCCGGCGAUCCGAGACAUUACCGAUUCAAGAGUACCGUGUCGCGUGUUCGAGCGAAGCCAUUCCGGGCCUUCAAAUUGUGCACUGAGGAAGUACACGAAGAGACCUUCCAGUAGUCGUCAGUAGUAGAUAGUGUACCAGCACCAGACAUCUCUACGUCAAACGACGGCGGCGUGCAGUUUUCCGAUUUCAUCGAUUCGAAGCUAGGAAGUAGAAGGAGCUACGACUAGGCGGAAAGGUUUUUUUUUCGGGGAAAACCAAUUUCAAGUUUGAUUAUCCAGGCCCCCAGUCAGGCCCAAGCUACUAUCGACGACGGCAGUGCACUCUACACCAAAAAUAGCAAUACUUAGAGCUUGUUGUGUGCUAUCUGGGCAGAAGGCAGAAAACCGCGCCUGGAAAAUCCAAUUCAACUCGCUUUCGAAAAGCCGAAGUGUAUAAAUUUCCCGCACCACACUCUCAAGUCUCUCCGGUCUCGGUCGGGGGAAACCAUUUGGCCGCCACCCUCGUUCGUUCUUUCUGUCCAUCCAUCCAUUCACCGCCCCCUCGUUAGGCCCCAAGCUAAGCUUGGAGAACCCGGUCGAGUUUCGGGAAAAAGGCAUCAGCUGGAAGAAGGGAAAAAUCGACCGGCUUACAGGCACACGGUUCGGCGGAAGUUCAUUCAAAAUCGAACUCGAACUCACUAUCUCUCUACUACAUACUUUGGCCAUCACACACAAUAUAUAUUGAGCCAAGCGGUGCGUUUACUAGCGGAAAAAGAGGCAGCAGCAGGAAAAAACGGAAAAUUACCAAGAAGCAGCCAGCAGCAGUGAUUGAGAACGAGUGAAAGCAAAUCCUCUCUAUAAAUAAAUAUUGAAACCAGUAUAAAUAAACCAUUAGUAGGUUAAUUGAUAUAGUUUUUCCCCUAGUUCUGAUUGGGAGCUUUUUUCCUGUGUGUACCCAUCAGCAUCCAAUCCAUAUGUACGUAGCGAGUUGUUAUUACAAGUAAAUACUACCAAUAAUAAUCAGAAACGUUAGUGAACUUAGUCCAGUAAAAUAAACACUAUCGCAGCAGAAGUAGCCUCUCGGUGUUAAUUACUGUAUACCCGUAAUUCGACUCGUUGUUAAGUCAAGCUAAGUACAUCGUCGUAUCUAAGUGUGUUCUCCAGAAAAAGGUGAAAAAUAUAACGCCAAAGUAGAAUUAGCACAUAAAAGUGUCUUUAAUUCUUCGUAGAAGAAUAAGCUUUGCCGGCAAACGUCUACAAAUAAAAUUAUUAUAAUCUUUAGAAGCGAAAAAGUCCAAGUGCAUCGGUAAUCUCCAAGUUCCCUCCGAAAGAAUCCCGACUCUACACACUAACGAAAAAGUUAGCGUCAACCAUUUGUGAAGUAUAUAAGCGUAUAUAUUUUUGUCAACGAGAGUAGCACGUGGCUAGAGCCCAUCUACAGAAAAAAAGGAAGUGGAAGCUGUGUGUUUUGUGUGUGCACAUCCGUCAGUCAGUCAGUAUCCAGAGCAAUCAGCGAGCGACGUAAUCUGUGAUUCAGUUCUUAGAUUCUAGCGCAUCUUCAUAGCAUACGUAGAAUCCAGAUCGAAGAUAAUCGAAGAAGAAGGAAGUAAUAAUAAUAGCCGAUAAAGCCAAGCCAAGAAGCGUUAGAGCGGAAGUCAAGUGCUGUGAUCUUUUCCUAAAAGUUCUGUAGCUGCAGCGUAUUUGUCGUGAGUCUUCGUAGCAUCGUAACGAGUGUGUUAAUUAGCGGCGACCCUUGCAGAAGAGCUAUUGCUAUUCUAAUCAAAGUGUGCGGUGAAGCGAAAGUCAAGGGCAAAAAGUUAGAAAAAUAAGCCAAAAUUUGUCCCCUAGAAAAAUAAAAUAAAAAUCGUUGUGAUCAGUUCGACGAGUUAGAGAAAGCGCAUUAAAAAAGUAUUCGCUUAAUCCCCCGCAAGGAACCAACCUAGAGAAAAUAUCCCGACAGCAGCAGCAAGGUCCGUUGCUGGAGCAAGCCAUCAAGCUGUGGAAAAUGGAGCAACACCCGAGCAACCAGCAGCAGCAGCAGCAGGACCACCAGUCCAACAAUCAGGCCGAGGUGCCGAACGACCCAGGAAAAAUGUUCAUCGGAGGACUCAGUUGGCAGACAAGUCCAGAAAGCCUUAGGGAUUACUUUAGUAAAUUCGGAGAAAUCACAGAAGUAAUGGUGAUGAAAGAUCCCACGACACGAAGGUCUAGAGGAUUUGGCUUCAUCACCUUCAGCGACCCCGCCAGUGUAGACAAAGUAUUAUCACAUGGAACGCACGAGCUAGAUGGCAAAAAGAUUGACCCCAAAGUUGCAUUUCCCAGGAGAGCACAUCCAAAGAUGGUGACGAGAACGAAGAAAAUAUUCGUGGGUGGACUAUCGGCGCCUACCACACUGGAGGACGUGAAAAGUUACUUCGAACAAUUUGGACCGGUGAGUAUCCAUUCAAGUUGCAGUCUAGGUGGAAAAACAGGACUCGAUUGGACCAGACUUGACAAAAACGCUGGGAACAGAACCAAGAAAAACGACAACUUUCCCCAUUUCAGACGGGGAGACCCCAAGUUUGUAUACCUAAUGCUUUGCCAACGUAAAGCUUAACGGAUUUCCGUUUUUGCCUUAGUGACUUGAAACAAUGCUAGCUCGUCGUUGCGUUGGUUUGACGAGGAAAAUAAA
Uranotaenia lowii is the source of this 3302-nucleotide messenger RNA. Its product is annotated as RNA-binding protein Musashi homolog Rbp6-like. Gene Ontology annotation, cellular component: cytoplasm. The record is from RefSeq and is a predicted model, not a curated record. Gene Ontology annotation, molecular function: RNA binding. The transcript is spliced from 7 exons. The coding region runs from base 2637 to 3227 and encodes 196 amino acids. Lineage: Eukaryota; Metazoa; Arthropoda; Insecta; Diptera; Culicidae.